AUGGCAUCAUCGGACCUCAACCGUCAAUGCCACUCUCAACUUCUCAAACUUCCGACGGAGCUCAUUUCGUUGAUUGUUAGUUGGCUUCCUCAAUCUGCACUUGCCACCCUGUGCCUGGUGUCCAUCCUUCUGGCAGACAUCGCCACAGAGUAUCUGUAUAAAUGGCCAAUGAUCACGAGCGAAGGCAGCCUCCGAAUUUUCUUCAACACGCUUAAGAAACGACCACAACUCCGCACAUGUGUGCAAGAUCUCGCGCUGGACUUCAUAGAGGAGUCUGGCACUCGAAGCCAUGAGAGACAAAGGCGCCUUCGAGGAUACGGAAAGGCCCUCUUGAAACUGAGCAAUCUUCGACAAUUGCAUUCAAAGUUUGGUCCUCUACCCCGUGAUAUUCCUCUAAAAGCAUACCAAGACAUCGCGAAGUUUCUCGCCGCCCGUCAGGCAGUGUUUACCCUGCCGAGCGAUCUCACCAGCGGACCCCUGGUACCCAAUUUGCGCUUCUUCUAUGGCCCGUUUAAUCUCGCUACAUUGUUACUACCACAGGCCAAGACUGAACAUGCGAUAAUACACCUGCCGAUAGAACCGCGAGAUGCAGGAAAUGUGCAGCGAUGGCAAGUGUUUGCGUUUCUGCGGAGCCUAGCCCAAGGAAGCGCAGCACUAGGAGUCCUCAAAAUUCGGGGAGAAUGGAAUAUCAUCGAGCCUCUUGAAAUCGCCCAAAGUGCCCCGUAUGUCAAAGAACUCACCAUUGACCAUUUCGGAAUGGAACCAGAGGAUCGUAAAGUUUUUCGAACCGCCCUUAUAAACGCAGUCCCGGCCUUCGAAAAUCUCAUCGCUGUUCAUGUAGAAUAUGAUCCUUAUUUCGCCCUCGAAGCUAACGUUCUCGCCACUAAGCCAAUGGGUCUCAGUGAAGAAGAAAGGCGCCGAAUCAAGGAGACUUGCCCCAAAUUUGAAGAUAUUAUCUUCUAUUGCGAGGCCUGA
This is a messenger RNA of Mycena indigotica, 975 nucleotides long. RefSeq names its product F-box domain-containing protein. Lineage: Eukaryota; Fungi; Basidiomycota; Agaricomycetes; Agaricales; Mycenaceae. Gene Ontology annotation, molecular function: protein binding. The record is from RefSeq and is a predicted model, not a curated record. The transcript is spliced from 5 exons. Bases 1 to 975 code for a protein of 324 amino acids.